Molecule: messenger RNA, 870 nt
Organism: Manacus vitellinus (golden-collared manakin)
Lineage: Eukaryota; Metazoa; Chordata; Aves; Passeriformes; Pipridae
Gene: UPRT
Product: uracil phosphoribosyltransferase homolog
Exons: 6
Coding region: 210-587 (125 amino acids)
Source: RefSeq, a predicted model, not a curated record
AAGUUAUUCCCCAAUUUAAAAAAUAAAUUAUUACUUUUUUCAGGAAAUCCAGUAGAGGAGACUUCGUAUUUUCUGCUGAUCGUCUGAUCAGACUGGUGGUUGAAGAGGGACUGAAUCAACUGCCCUACACAGAAUGUACUGUGACCACUCCAACAGGACACAAGUAUGAAGGAGUCCGAUUUGAAAAGGGAAACUGCGGGGUCAGCAUCAUGAGGAGUGGAGAGGCCAUGGAACAAGGCCUCCGGGACUGCUGCCGGUCCAUCCGCAUCGGGAAGAUCCUGAUCCAGAGCGACGAGGAGACCCAGCGAGCCAAGGUGUACUACGCCAAGUUCCCUCCAGACAUCUACAGGAGGAAAGUGCUGCUGAUGUACCCAAUCCUGAGCACUGGGAACACUGUCAUCGAGGCUGUCAAGGUGCUGGUGGAACACGGGGUCCAGCCCAGUGUCAUCAUCCUGCUCAGCCUGUUCUCCACACCCCACGGUGCCAAAUCCAUCAUCCAGGAAUUCCCAGAAAUCACCAUUUUAACUACAGAAGUGCAUCCUGUUGCACCAACACACUUUGGACAGAAGUAUUUUGGAACAGACUGACAAUCUCAGAACAACUGGAUGUGACUCUAUGACAUUACAAGAGGUUUUUUCUAUGUUUUAUUUUGUUGGGUUGUCAAGGGCAUGUUUGGGAACCUUUCUGGCCAAAGGGGGAAAUACUUGACUUAGGUGAGUUCUGGCCUGAACAGGGAUCAAAGCACUCUGGUUACAUGGCCAAGCAUCUCCAUGUUGGGGUUGUUAAACUGCCACACUCUGCUUUAACUUAUUUAUUCUUCUCUCUCCUGUCUGUGGCUGCCUGCAGAGCAAAUAAACCCACUAAAUCCCA